Molecule: messenger RNA, 966 nt
Organism: Solanum lycopersicum (tomato)
Lineage: Eukaryota; Viridiplantae; Streptophyta; Magnoliopsida; Solanales; Solanaceae
Gene: ERF-F8
Product: ethylene response factor F.8
Biological process (GO): regulation of DNA-templated transcription
Molecular function (GO): DNA binding; DNA-binding transcription factor activity
Source: RefSeq, a predicted model, not a curated record
AUGUCUUCUUCUAAUUCUACACCAAUCUCAUCAGAUAAUCAAUUACCAUUUGGCAUGUUUGAACCCAUUCGAACCCCCACAGGCUAUUCUUGGUUACAACGUAACACAGCCCUGUGUCAGCCGAGCGAGAAACGAGGACGUCGUAAACAAACGGAACCCGGACGGUUCCUUGGGGUUAGACGUAGGCCGUGGGGUCGCUACGCGGCUGAAAUCCGCGACCCCACGACUAAAGAGAGGCAUUGGCUCGGUACGUUUGAUACGGCUCAAGAAGCGGCUUUGGCUUACGAUAGAGCCGCACUUUCUAUGAAAGGCACUCAAGCUAGAACCAAUUUUAUUUACACUUCCGAUAGUGCUAACACUAAUUUCCCUUCGCUUAUUUCACCUUUUGAACAUGUUCAAAACAUGUUGAACCCUAACAACACGCAUUUCAAUUUCAACACUCAUAUUAACAAAAACACCAAGACUAAAACCACCACCACCACCAAUUCUGAUGAGUCAUCGUCGUAUGGCUCAUCACCUAACGAGAACAAUAGCUUCGUUUUUUUAAAUGAUGACAUGAAUAAUAAUAAUAAUAAUAAUACAAAUUCAGGUUAUUUAUUAGAUUGCAUUGUUCCGGAUAGUUGCUUGAAACCACCACCGCAACAACCACAAGAACCUUCUUCUACUCCUCAGAGUAAAAUGAAUGGGGAAAUAGAGAACACUUAUUAUGAUACGAAUGGAUUCUUCGACAUGUCGUCGUCAUGGGAGAGUUCUUGUGAGUUAUCAGCCAUGACGAUGAAUCAUAGUAGCAACAAUAUGAAUCAUCAAAUGAUGGAUGACGUGGCAGAUGGAAGUUAUUAUUAUCCAAAUAUGGAGAUUAAUAACUAUGAUCACCUAAUGAUGAUGCCUAAUCAUGAAACGACUAAUGCUGCUGCUGCUGCUGCUGCUUUUGGUGAUGUUGAAUUUGGAUACACUACUCUAUUUUGA